Messenger RNA from Meloidogyne enterolobii, 680 nucleotides. The record is from the annotation of a GenBank genome assembly. NCBI's taxonomy places the organism in Eukaryota, Metazoa, Nematoda, Chromadorea, Rhabditida, Meloidogynidae.
AAAUGGCUUCUAGUCCUCCACCACCAAUAGAAACUUCACCAACAAAAAAUCUUUAUUUUAACCCUUAUUCUGGCGGCAUCCAUACAAUUUUAUUUACAAUCAAAAAUACCGGGCCUAGUCCCAUAGAUUUUCGCAUAUCUUCAUCGACGACAACAAUUACAUUUGCUCCAAAAGAAGGGACAAUUAGUGGAAAAAACGAGACCAGGAUCGAAGUCACCACAAAUACAAAUUUUGCUGCCCGUAGUCCAGAAAUGUUUACCAUUGAUUGGAUAAAUUCUUUCAACUUGAACAAAAAAAACAAUUUCACAACUUCUCAGUUUCGUGGAACGAAGAAUAUCAACAUUAUAUUCAAUGCGGAGAACAAGUUUUAUUGCAACGGACCGUUCAAUCAAAAACAGACUUUAUACCAGUAUUCGCAACCCUCUGCCUUACAAUGUUGUUAUGAGAGUAUUAAGUACAGAUCCUGAGAGGAUACAUAUCUGGCCUUCCAAUUCAAUAAUUCCUGGGGGUGGUGCUAUGGACAUCGCAAUAAAUUUUGAGCCAAUAUCAAUUUUUAGGAAGGAGCGAAUUCUAGUUAAAAUCAUAAAUCUGCCCCAAAUUUCCUUGAGCUUCAAAUUUCUCAAAUGUUUGUGGAUGCGCCGUUUUAUUUGAUCAUAAAUUAUCCAAUCGUCUUCAAUCGU